AUGAAUAUUUCAACUUCUCAAAGUCUGGAGGAGAUGUACUGCUUCCCAUCUAUUGAAGGGUCAUGUAUCAGAAGUAAACUUCCUGCAACAGUUAAUGUUGUACUAUAUGCAUUAAUAGUUGCAAUUAUAAUAACUGUUAUUUGUGGAAACCUUGUGGUUAUCAUCUCGGUCUCUCAUUUCAAAGAGCUUCACACUCCUACUAACUUUAUAACACUUUCUCUGGCUGUUACUGAUUUUCUAGUAGGCUUACUUGUGUUACCUUUUAGCAUGGUAAGAUCUAUUGAAACAUGCUGGUAUUUUGGAAAGACAUUUUGUAAAAUCCACUCUGCAUUUGACAUGGCUUUCACAACUGUUUCCGUUUUUCACCUUUGCUUUAUUGCUGUAGAUCGCUAUUACAAUAUUUGUGACCCACUGCAUUAUUCUUUAAAAAUCACAUUAACUGUAAUAACAAUAUUUUUACCUGUCUGUUGGGCAGUACCCAUAUGCCUCAGCUAUUUUCUUGUGUUCUUUGGUAGCAACAUAGAGUACACUUCUUUGGCUUCUCUAUCUUGUGAAGGGUUAUGCAUCCCAACAGUAGACAAAGUGUGGGCAGUGAUUGUGCCUAUUGUAAACUGCUUUUUGCCUGCAUCUGUAAUGAUAGGCCUUUACUUCAACAUUUUUGUAGUGGCUAGAAAACAUGCCAAAGUUAUUAAUGGCAUUAGAGACAAGAUCACUUCUGUGAAAAAACAUAUCAAACACAUAAAAGCUGCAGAGCAAAAGGCUACUAAAACUCUUAUAUUAAUAAUGGGUGCAUUUUUAUUUUGUUGGAUUCCCAUUACAAUAAUAACAUUGAUGAUUUUUUAUUUCAAUAUUUUUGUUCCAUCAUUUAUUUUUGAAGCAUUAAUCUGGCUAGCAUAUUUUAAUUCUGCUUGUAAUCCUAUUAUUUAUGGCUUCUUUUAUCCCUGGUUUCGAAUAACAUUUAAAUUGGUUUUGACUGGAAAAAUAUUUACUAUAGCAUCCUCUACUUUUAAUCUCUCAUCUGAAAACCAUUAA
This is a messenger RNA of Protopterus annectens (West African lungfish), 1032 nucleotides long. Its product is annotated as trace amine-associated receptor 4-like. Gene Ontology annotation, cellular component: membrane. Gene Ontology annotation, biological process: G protein-coupled receptor signaling pathway. The transcript has a single exon. Gene Ontology annotation, molecular function: trace-amine receptor activity. The record is from RefSeq and is a predicted model, not a curated record. NCBI's taxonomy places the organism in Eukaryota, Metazoa, Chordata, Ceratodontiformes, Protopteridae. Bases 1 to 1032 code for a protein of 343 amino acids.